GGCUCUGUGCACAGAGCCUGCUUGGGAUUCUGUCUCCCUCUCUGUCUGCCUCUCCUCUGCUCGCUCUCUCUCUCUCUCUCUCUCUCUCUCUCAAAAUACAUACAUAUGUAACAUUGGAAGGGAUUCUAAAGGUUAUAAAACCCCAAAUACAUUAAAUAAUACAUAAAUAAAUAAAACCCCAAAUACCUUUAGAUCUGAAGGAGAAUGUGGGCUCUGAGAAAGCAAAAUCAGGUAUGACAGCUGCUUCCCAGAACGGACAAGACCACUCCGGGAUUGUGACGGAGUGAGACAAGUCCCCUGUGUAAUCAUGUUCGGCAUGCAGACACAAAUGCAACGCCACAGGCAAACCACAAGAACGACCACACGUCCCCGUCUCAGCUAACCGCUUCUUUACCCAUUACAAUUUCAGCCCACUCUGUUCCUCCAUGUCCUAAUAAACAUCAGAAUAUUCAGUCCUGCCACCAGUCCCCCGAUUUCCAGCGGCAUUCAUCCAGAGCAACCCUUCCCUCUUUGACCCUCUCCCAAACCCCCACCACAAACUGAAAUCCUAUAAAUCCCUCCCACCCCUCUCACUGAGACACCGCAGCUCCCAGCCUCCCCACAGUAUGUGAGAUCUGUGCUGCGGUGACAGGUACCAUCAAAUUUAACUGGGUUUGGCCACAGGUCCGCCUUGGCUGCUGGGCUCCAGCGUGGCCACGGACAGGGCAGAGCCCCUAUCGGUCUCCCAGCCCUCCUACCCAUCCAUCCCAAACUUGGCUGCAGACUUUCACUUAAGUUCCCUAGAUACAGCAACCUCUCUUAGCAAGUGAAGCCAAAAGGAACUUCCUGCAGAUUUCUAAGAACAUAAACUGCAACAGAAAGCAUUCCUUGUUAUGUAUUGAUAGUUUUUCGGUAAUCAAGUAUUCACAGAAGGGAACAGUCACUCCAUUGUAUGAUUCUCAAGCACAUUCCCUCCUCCUUCCCACGUCUUAACUCAAAUCUCAAUUGCUUUAGUUCUAUUUAUUUUCCAAAGAAAUUCCUACAAGAGCUUGGAGAAUUCUGGGGUUCUCCCACAUGGUUCCAUCAAUAAGGCUUUGCAUCUCUUAUAAAACCAUAAAACCUCCGCGUUACUGCAGAACGCAAAGAGCGUAAUGGUACGCACAUCAGCGGAUCUUCAUUUCUCUGGGACUCUCUGCUUCUAACUGUGUUGGCCCUUCCAUAAGAUUACGGCUACAUAACCGUGGAGUUGGGAAGAGUGAAGAAAAGUGACCUGUCUGUAGUGGUGAUGUAAAAGAACUGUAUCAGGGUUCUCCGGAGAAGCAGACCCAACAGGGUAGAUACAGACAUCUAGAAAAAGAUGUGUGACGAGGGACCAGUUCAUGUGGCUGUGGAGGCAGAGAAGCCCCAGGCUCUGCCCCCCACAAGCUGGAGCCCCUGGAAAAGUGCCCCAAACCCCCAGGUCUGAGAACCAGGGAGCCAGCGUCUGAGGGAAGGGGCAGCUGGACAUCCCAGCUCAAGCAGAGAGCAAACACGCUUCCUCCGUCUUUGUUCUGCUCAGCCCUCGAUGGAUUGGACGAUGCCCGUCCACGUUGUUGAGGGAAACCUGCUUUACUCUGACUCCCAGGUCAUGAUCCCGGGGUCAUGGGCUCAAGCCUCUCGUCGGGCCGUGUGCUGAGCAUGGGGCCUGCUUGAGAUUCCCUCCCUGCCCCUCUCGCCCGCUCACUUGCUCCUCUAAGAAAUGAAAAAUAAACUAGUUUUAGAAAGAGAAGCAGGACACCUGGCUGGCUCAGUGGGGAGAGCAUGCGGCUCUUAGUCCCGGGGCUGGGAGUUUGAGUUCCAUGCUGGAUGUAGAGCUUACUUAAGACAAUAAAUAAAUAGACUUAAAAGAGAGACCGAAGGGGCAAGUGGUUGCCUCAGUCAAGUGCUGGCGAAGGUCACUUAGAACGAGGAUGAGAGUAAUCCCUGGCUCUGACUAGUCUAGGACACUGGGAAAUCUGAACAGUGGUGGGAAGGGGCCGAAGAGAUGAGUCCUGACCCUUGGCCAUGAGAUUCACUCCAUAGGGAGCGGGUCACAUGCCUCGGCCCAAACGAUCUUCGCAUCUCAGAGGGAAAAGCCUGUUUCGGGUCUCCAGUGGCCCUGGGCAUGGCAGGACCUUCCCCAUAGCAGCCCCGCAUGGUUCAGGCAUCUCACAAACAACUCGAGCCUGGAGAGACAGGGGCGCCUAGCGUCUCUGUUCCCGGAGUGAGCCUCGACUCAGACAUCCUGCUUGGGGUGACCCAAGGUGUUCCUUUAUGUAGAAGUGACUCAGAUGUUACCCCGUCAAAACUGGGGCUGCCACAUACCUUGAGUUCUAGAUACCAUUGCUUUCUAUCUCCCUGGCCCCUUGUUCCGUGUAGCUCCCUUGGGUGCAGGAAAAAGCUCUUCUUUUUUUCUUUCCCCCCCAAAAUUCCCUGUGAGAUUUUUUUGACAACGUAAAGCAGGGGUCAGGAGUCUAGUCAUAGCGUGUCGAGGAGAGGAAACCCAUUAUAGAUGACAUUUUUCAGAAGUUAAACACAAAGGGGAGUUGAGAAUGAGACAGGAGCAUUUCAAACGAGGAAGGCCAACGGCCAGUUAGUUUGAUUUCACCUGCAAAUUCUAUUUUGGCUUUUGUGCUGAUGAGAAGUCAGAGAGUAAGAACUUGAAGGGGAGCUCAGUUUAGGAGAGGAAGGUAGACUUGGAAACAAAAGACAAAACUAAACACAUGUGCCUGUCAAAGUAGGACUCAGGUCAGCUGUGUGCCAGCAGAGAGGACCAGGAAGUUUUCUGUGUCACAGGAUAAACCAGGCCCAUGUCCUGGAGACUCGGUUUUGCUUGGAGGGGGCCUGGGUUAUCCAGAGUCAUAUUUAAAGAAAUGUCGUAUAUAAUGAAGUAAAAUGAUGUGGUUUACCCCAAACUUAUGGGUAAGACCCAAGACUUUAAGAGUAUUUCUCACUUGAGUUGGGCAGCGCUGGGAGCUCCUUCCUGAAGCCCCUCUGGUUAGGGUGCUCGGCUGGGACCACAGUGAGGUCCGGCCCAGGGAACGAAGGAGCAGCUCUAGAAGAGAGGGUGCACCUGCUUGCUUCUGGAAGAAGUUGCCCUUAAAUGAGCUUCUGAGGGAGGAGCAGGACUUUGUCCUGCAGAUGCUGUAGGAAGAGGGGAGACAGCACCGGAACCUGGAGGCCUGGAAAGGUGCUGUGGGCUGAGGUUACCCCAUCUUCCAAAUUCUUCGAGAGGUGGAUAGGCCAUCGGACGGGAGGGAGAAGAGGCCGAGAGGAAGGAAUCAGGGAGACAACUAGAUCCUACAUUUUCUUGACCAGAUUAAGUGUCUGAAUUUGGUGGUGGGGCCACUAAGGAGACAUGUAGGGGUUUUGAAGCAAGAAGUGACAUGAUCAGAUUUCCAUUUGGUAAAAGCCAUUCUAGCAGUCUUGUAAGUCAACCAGAGCAAUUAUUUUUUAUCGGUCAUUUUUUUCUUUUUUAACGUUUAUUUUUGAGAGAGAGAGAGCGCGCGGGGGGGAGGGAGGGGCAGAGAGACGGGGAACAAAGGAUUGGAAGCUUUCUAGGCGCUGACAGCUUCAAGCCUGAUGCGGGUCUGUGGGUCGGGUCAGGCUCGUGAACCCUGAGAUCAUGACCUCAGCCAAAGUCAGAGGCUCAACCCACCAGCCACCACCUGGGCACCCAGGUGCCCCUCUUUUUUUGGUUUUAAUCAUAACCUGAAAUAAAGGCAAAGUACAAACUGGGGUGGUGAAGGAUAUGAGCCACAAAUAUAAUACAGGGUUGACAGCUUUAAUUUAUAAAAAAUUCAUACAGAAGAAUAGGAAACAGCAUCAGAAUGUCUGGGGGGGGGGGGCAAUUUGCCUGGAAAAAUCUCUUCCAGAGUAUAUUAAAUAGUUAAUAUGAAAAGUGAUCAGCCUCGCUGUCCUAUAAAUGCCUAGUAAAAUAAUAAUUUGAUCCAUUUCACCUAUCCCAUUAGUGAUGACUAGGGAAUAAUUGUUCUCAGUGUUGGCAGAAAUUAGGUGAGAGGCUCAUUUCCAUUAACAGUGUGAUAGGUUUAACUUUGGCAAUAUGCUCAUAAUUCAACUCCUAGACCCGAUGACUAUCUUUCUGGGAAUUUAUCAGAAAGUUUGUCAGGAAGUAUCAAAGAUGUGGACAAAGUAUUUAUGUAUUUAUAAAGUGCACUGGUUACAGUAGAUUAAAAAAAAAAAAACACUAAGAUGUCCCACAAUCUUGGGUAUUACAGGAACCUACAAUAUGAUAUUAUGUAAGUAUAAAUAAUGUUUCUGAUUAUGCAAAAGCUUCUUCAAUUCUGCCAGAAUGUGAACAGAGGCUGUCAUUGGUUGGUGACAUUAUGAGUGAUUUCUGCUUUGUAAAAGUGUUUUCCAGAGGUGCCUGCCUGGCUCAGUCAGUGGAGCAGGAGAGCCUUGAUCUUGGGGUUGUAAGUUUGAGUCCCACACUGGGUGUAGAGAUUACUUAAAAAUAAAAUCUUUAAAAAAAAUAACUAAAAAAAUGUUUUCCCAUGUUUUUAAUUUUUUUUUUAUGACAAUAAGAGGUUUAACCCCAAAAUAAGGAAUUGCAGGCCGAAUUGCUUGCAGGGAGGCAACUUUGAGGCAGUGAAAACUGAAUCACACACUUGCAUUCCCAGUCUACCCUUGAACUUUCAACCCACAUAAACAACAGAGUAACAACUUCCCCUCUUCUCAAUCCUUACCAUCACUUGACAGGCUUAAUCUCAUUUAAUGCUCCCAGUGCCUCCCCAACUUCAGGAUAAAAGAAGUGAGGCUUGAGGGGGAAAAUUCACCAGCCCAACGCCUUCCAUUUCAUUUUAGCGUUGUCUUGACCCUCCCUUUUUGCCCUAUCCCCUUUUAUUUAGUCCAGCCCAUCCUUCUGUAUCCUGGUCUUUGAGCUGAAGACUGCAAAGACACGGAUCCUUCCUCUCUCCGGAAAACUUCCCCUCCCCACCCCACCCCCCAGGGCCAAGGCCUGGGAGCUGGGGGCAGGCUUUCCUGAGAUCACUUCCCGCUUCCUUCUUCCCCGCCUUUAACUUUGCCUCCUGGGGCCACAGCCAGCUUGGUCACUUGCUAACCAGGCUCCUGGGUGCCUCUUCCUCCAAGAUCAGAGGCGCAAGUUCUGACGCCCGCAGGACACCCGGUGACCUGCUGCCCCAGGAAGGUUGGACAUGGCAGUUUUUCCAAACUCCUGCCUCCCCGCGUGCCUGCUCGUCCUCACUUUCUUCCAGCUGUCCAGGCCCGAUUCGGGUAGGUCCCCCCGGGCUCCGUCUCUGGCCCCCUGGGGUUCCCCCCCCCCCCCGCCCCAACCUCGGCCGGGGUCCGGGUGGAGCAGACGGCCCUCCGUCCGUGUGAGUCCUCAGCUCCCCCCCGCACGCCCGGUUUGCGCAGCCCCCUUCGACGUGAUCGGCCCCGCGGAGCCCGUCCUGGCCGCGCUGGGGGACGACGCCGAGCUGCCCUGCCGCCUGUCCCCGAGCGUGAGCGCCGAGCGCAUGGAGCUGCGGUGGUUCCGCGGGAAGGUGGCGGCCGCGGUGCUGGUGCGCCGGGACGGCCGCGAGCGGGAGGCCGAGCAGACGGCCGAGUACCGCGGCAGGGCCACGCUGCUGGACGGCGACAUCGCGGCCGGGCGCGUCGCCGUGCGCAUACACCGGGUCCGGGCCUCGGACGACGGCGAGUACCGGUGCCUCUUCCGGCAGGACGGACGCUACGGGGAGGCCAGCGUGCACCUGAAGGUGGCCGCUCUGGGCUCUGAUCCUCAAAUCCAUAUGGAAGUUCAAGAAAGCGGAGAGAUCCGGCUGGAGUGUACCUCCGUAGGGUGGUACCCAGAGCCCCAGGUGCAGUGGAGAACUUCCGAGGGAGAGUGGUUUCCAUCCACAUCAGAGUCUAGGAAUCCUGAUGAAGAAGGCCUGUUCACUGUGGCGGCUUCCGUGAUCAUCAGGGACACCUCCAUGAAGAAUAUAUCCUGCCAUUUCCAGAACCUCCUUCUGGGCCAGGAGAAGGAAGUAGAGAUCUCCAUACCAGCUCCCUUCUUCCCACGGCUGACUCCCUGGAUGGUGGCAGUGGCUGUCAUCUUGAUGGUCCUGGGACUUCUUACAAUUGGGUCCGUAUUUGGCACUUGGAGACUAUACAGGGAAAGAGCCCGACAGAGAAAGGAUGAAUUCAGCUCUAAAGAGAAACUCCUGGAAGAGCUCAAACAGAAAAAGGCCACCCUGCAUGCUGUUGACGUGACUCUGGAUCCAGACACCGCCCAUCCCCACCUCUUUUUGUACGAGGAUUCAAAAUCUGUCCGGCUGGAAGAUUCACGCCAGAAACUGCCCGAGAAACCAGAGAGAUUUGACUCCUGGCCUUGUGUGCUGGGUCGUGAGGCCUUCACGUCAGGGCGACAUUUCUGGGAGGUGGCGGUGGGAGACAGGGCCGACUGGGCGGUCGGGGUGUGUAGGGAGAAUGUGGUGAAGAAAGGGUUUGACCCCAUGACUCCUCAGAAUGGGUUCUGGGCUGUGGAGUUGUAUGGGAAAGAGUACUGGGCCCUCACCCCACAGCGGACCCCUCUCCCAUUGGCAGGGCCCCCCCGCCGGCUUGGGAUUUUCCUGGACUAUGAAUCAGGAGACGUCUCCUUCUACAAUAUGGCCAACGGGGCCCAUAUCUAUACUUUCUCCAAUGCUUCCUUCUCUGGUCCCCUUCGGCCUUUCUUCUGCCUGUGGUCUUGUGGUCAAAAGCCCUUGACCAUCUGCCCACCCACUGAUGGGCCUGAGAGAGUCACGGUAGUUGUCGAUGCCAAGGACUUUGCUAAGGAGAUCCCGCUGUCCCCUAUGGGGGAGGACUCUGCCCCUGGGGAUCCGGAUACCCUCCACUCUAAGCUAAUCCCUACCCAGCCCAGCCAAGGGGCACCUUAAGAAAUCUCCCAGCUAAGCCGUUUUCCUUUAUGCUAAGCCCUCCCCUCAGUCCUCUCUGAGCCGCCAGCCCCAGACCUCACCCAGCCCCUGUUUCUUCCUGUUGGGUAGGGAUCAGUUGGUCUUGGGAAGGUUAUGUCGCUGCUGUUAGAGAGCGUGGGGUGUAGGGCCUUCCUAAUCUGUUUCUGCUCUGGUACUCGGGGCAGGCGCGUGACUCUGAAGCUGUUUCUAGUGUCCUCCUACCCCUCCCCCCAGGCCACAUCCUGUAGGGAGGGACAGCUCGGCUAUCGAGAUGGGGUUAGGUUGGCAUGUGGUUAUGACAGAAACAUCUCAGUGUCCAGAAGAGGGAUGAGUAGAGGAACAGGUUUUAUACAAGCGGGAAACCCAAAAGGUUCUGGGAGGGGAAAAUUCGAGGCUGAAGUCCCAUAACGGAACCUGGGGGGACAUCGCAGUGGAGGAAAGGGAGGGGAACCUAGGCCAAUGACGAAUACCUGGCCUGCUCCUAGAGUUUUAGGGCCUGUCUCUCAGAUUUUCUAAGACAUGUCCUACAGAGUAAAGGGAACUGGCCCUACGCCUGUGGGAUCUGAAAAAAAUGGUGUGGGGCCUGGAGAAGGGAUGAAGGGAGCAGGGCUGGGGCCCGGACAGAAGAUCUGACCCCGGGAGAAAACGGCAGACAAAACCCAAGCUGUGUGCGUCGCCACGACGCGGAUCCUGCUUUCCUCUCUGCGGCCUCCUGUUUCCCCCUCACCUGGAGUCAUUCCAGCCUCACUUGCUGGGCCCCACAACUUUCCAGCUCUCUUCCUCCUUUUGACUUAGAAUCUCUCCAUCUCAGAGCCUUUCUAGAAACCCUGGUCAGUGAUGUCCCCUCUUUAGCAGCCGGUGUCGGCCUCAGGGCCCCUCAGCCCUCAUCCCAACAUCUGGUUUGGCCCCUCACGCCCCCCUUCCAUCCGCUCCCCAAGCAGCUCAUGCCCACGCCCCGCCACCGGUCACUCUCCCCGCCCAGCUUUUCUGCGUGCCGUUCUCCCCGGGGUCCCCGGAGGCUGUGUCAUCGCGCUCGACACAGCUAGACUGACCGCACCUGCUUGUGUUUGCGCUUUCCCGUAUACUCGGGGCUUGUGACGCCAAUGGACCGCAGGUGUAUCUGGGCUCGCCCCUUCUACUUCCGUUGUGUUCUUCCAGUUUCCAGCAUGGGUGUCGCCCGUGGUCUUGACCUAAUAAAUAAGUCUGUUGAUUGCUGAAA
Molecule: messenger RNA, 8130 nt
Organism: Prionailurus viverrinus (fishing cat)
Lineage: Eukaryota; Metazoa; Chordata; Mammalia; Carnivora; Felidae
Gene: BTN1A1
Product: butyrophilin subfamily 1 member A1
Exons: 7
Coding region: 5172-6893 (573 amino acids)
Biological process (GO): regulation of cytokine production; T cell receptor signaling pathway
Cellular component (GO): external side of plasma membrane
Molecular function (GO): signaling receptor binding
Source: RefSeq, a predicted model, not a curated record